Molecule: messenger RNA, 2244 nt
Organism: Phragmites australis (common reed)
Lineage: Eukaryota; Viridiplantae; Streptophyta; Magnoliopsida; Poales; Poaceae
Product: squamosa promoter-binding-like protein 12
Exons: 6
Coding region: 516-1868 (450 amino acids)
Cellular component (GO): nucleus
Molecular function (GO): DNA binding
Source: RefSeq, a predicted model, not a curated record
UCCCAUCUCAUUUUGAUUGGAAGCGACACGCAACAGCGAAAUCUCUGUAGGGGGUCUGACCAGGGAGAGGAUGCGACUGUGAAAGGUUUGCACCUGGGCGUGGCCGCGCCCCGCGUGGGCAAGAAAGAUAUUCAUUCAUCCCAACCUGCACAUGAUCCUACUGUUGUGCACACUGAUUCAGAACUGUAGUUACCUUGUCCUCUAGCCACUCCUCACAAUCCUUUUAUACACUGACCAUGACCAAGAGACCAAUGAUCAAACCAAACACCAGCUGCAGAGACCACCCUGGAUUCCUGGAACAAAGAGAGCCUAGAGAGCAACCUUUGGUAGCCGUUGUUGGCACCCUGGCUGGAGAGGGUACGUAGAAAAGCAGCCCCAUGGCCAUGGCUUAGACCCCCUGCAAUCAGGUAGAAUUCAACGGGAUAGAGAUUCUUCCAAGUAAAGGAGGUGAGUGUAACACCCGCCUCCAAAAUUCGCUUACAGUGGGAGCAGCAGUUGAGAUCUUUAAUUCUGGUAUGAGUUCGUUUGGGAUGAACUCCAUGGUGUGGGAUUGGGAAAAUUUGGCGCCGUUGGGCCCGACCACAACUGAAAACCACAGUAGUGGGCCAUUCCCCAAAUCAAGAGUUGUAGGUGUGGGAGCUACAAGGCAUGGAUCUGUGAGUUCAUCUGGUGGUACUUUCACUUCUAGCUCGGAGCUGGGGCAUGGUUCGUCCAAGAGCUCCAUAUCAGCAUCCAUUGGGUCUCCGUUCAGAGAAGGGAAUUGUGGGUCUCCCUUCAAAGAAGGGAACAGCUUAGAGUUCAAUUUUGCUGCUGUCAAUAGGCAUGGCAAGAACACGCGCAAGAAUGGUGAGUCUGGUAGAUUUGAGGACACCAGGUCUUCUUCGUCAUUGAUGAUGCCAGUCAGCAAUGGAGAGCCAUUAAUAAGCCUUAAGCUUGGAAAAAUGACCUACUUUGAAAAUGUUAGCGGAGGGCAGGAUGUCAAGACUUCUGCUCCUUCAGGCGUGACUUCUCCGUCUACCGCUGUCAAGAAGGCUAAGGUCUCGCAGCAGAACACACAAAGCUCAUACUGUCAGGUUGAAGGUUGCAAAGUUGAUCUGUCUUCUGCCAAAGAUUACCACCGCAAACACAAAGUUUGCGAAGCUCAUUCCAAAGCUCCCAAGGUUGUUGUUGCUGGUUUAGAGCGCCGUUUUUGCCAGCAGUGUAGCCGGCUUCAUGGUUUAGCUGAGUUUGACCAGAACAAACGAAGCUGUCGCAGGCGUCUUUCUCAUCAUAAUGCACGAAGAAGGAAACCGCACGCAGAUACAAUUUCAUUCAGUUCAUCAAGGCUCUCGACAAUGUUUUAUGAUGCAAGGCAGCAGACAAAUUUUUUCUUUAGCCAGCCUCUUUUUGGCCAAGUGAUGAGCAAUGCAGUUUCUUCGUGGGAUAACCUUGGAAUGGAAACGAAAUUUCCACCGAUCAAGCCAACGAAAACGGUAGGCCUUGGUGAGCUGCAUUUCUCAACCGCCCAGAUGUCAAACAGUGUUGUCGCUCAUGCUGUACAUCAUCAUGAUUUUGAUGGGCUCAUGUCACUCAAGGGAACCAACACGAAGGCCUUCAACCAAGGCGGUGAAGCCUCUGCGAUUGCUUCCAACUCGAAUGGGGCCCCGGUUAUUGGGCAUGCUCUCUCUCUUCUGUCAAACGGUUAUGAGGGCUCAACUGUCCUCCAGCAUCCUAGUUCUCAUGUGCACGCUGGUACGAUGCCGCCCCUUGCCACUGUCCCCUCCAAUCCUGUCAUGCAUGCUCUGGACUCAACCGCGGGAGGCUUCUGGCAAGACCACCCUCGCCCGCUCGAUGGAACUCUGCAGAUCCAGGCAUUUGCACACCUCUGACUAUUGUCAAAUGUACUGAUGCUGCAUCCCCUGGGAACCGUUGGUUAGUCACUUCAUCGUAAUCUGCGACUCUGCUAUGCCAGUGACAGCUCUGCACAAUGUCAGUCAUAUCAUUGGAGGCAUUUGAUGAGGUGAACACUGAAGAAUAAUAGGAGGCAACCCCCUGAUCUUCCUGAUUUAGGAUCCAGCUGUGUGCUUGUGUCGCUGCCUGAACCGGUUUUUGGUUUGCCACUAGAGAACUGAUCAAAUGUAUUCAUGACUGCUCAUGGGAUGACUUGUUUCACCGACACUACAUGAUCUUAUGUUUGACGAUGUGCUCAUAAUCGGGGUCCACGAAUGUGUUCUCCCAUUGUGAACUCAAGUUUUGGUUUGGUUC